Molecule: messenger RNA, 2388 nt
Organism: Boeremia exigua
Lineage: Eukaryota; Fungi; Ascomycota; Dothideomycetes; Pleosporales; Didymellaceae
Product: cyclohexanone 1,2-monooxygenase
Exons: 2
Coding region: 432-2351 (639 amino acids)
Molecular function (GO): oxidoreductase activity
Source: RefSeq, a predicted model, not a curated record
GGAGUUCUCAUGGAUACACUCAUUCUACGAUAGGUUUCAGAACACUGUGCAAUCCGAGGAAACUGCGCUAGAUAUACCAGCUGGGAGGAAGGCACGUGCGGGUACCUUAGCACCUAAACUAUAGCUCAUGACAAGGGUCAAACACAGUGUCGAGUGAAGAUCUCAGAGAGAGCGGGCCGACCACCGGGACGACAUGAUCUUUCCUUCCGUUUGUUUUAUCAAUCCCAACAUUUUGAACGGGAUGUUCAACUUCCGUUUCCGAGUAGAGGAGGGUAUCGCAAACGAGAGCUCCAUCUACCUGUUACGUGGUCAACGGGUGCACAUAUAUAAAUGAUGAUAAGACACCCUAUCUUCAAUUCAUAAGCUUUAAAAGAACUCUACAUUACUACAACCCACACUAACACAUUCAUAAUUUGGCUACCACUUUAGCGAUGGAUACAACACGACUUCCCAAAGACCGCAUCGAAGCACUACUUAAGAAGUACGAUCAGGAACGAGACAAACGCCUCAAAAAAGAGGGUGCCAGCCAGUAUAUUGAUAUUCGAUCAGAGGAUGUCGAAGCUCUUGGCAAAGAUCCUUGGAUAGACUACAAUGACCCUCGAGUCAAAAAUCCUCCUCUUAAAGAUGGCGAUCACGUCAAAGUCCUCAUCACUGGCGCCGGAAUCAAUGGUCUCGUCUUCGCAGGACGACUGAUUGAGGCAGGUAUCAGUAACAAGGAGGUUGUAUGUGUUGAUGCUGCAGGAGGCUUCGGUGGCACUUGGUACUACAACCGUUAUCCAGGAGUCAUGUGCGACGUUGAAGGGUACUGCUACGUUCCGUUCCUCGAGGAAACAGGCUACCGACCUCGACAUAAAUACUCGUACGGCCACGAGAUACGCGGCCAGAUGGAACGCAGUGCCGACCAUUUCGGAAUUCAAGGACAAUUCUGUACAAAAACUGACUCGAAGAUCUGGGAUGAAGACAAAAAACUCUGGAUUGUCACCAUGACACGAACAGUCGGCGAGCCGUCCAUAUCAGAGACUUUUACUGUAACCUCGGAGUUCGUCGUCAUUGCGGGUGGCCCCUUCAGCUUCCCUAAGAUCCCUCAACUCCCUGGAUGGAACGACUUUAGAAAGAAAAAUCAUGCAUUCCAUUCAGCCCGCUGGGACUACAGCUACACCGGCGGUACUCAAGAGAAGCCCGAUCUAGUCAAACUUCGAGGAAAGCGUGUCGCUAUUAUAGGCACUGGCGCAACUGCUAUCCAAAUAGUGCCUGAACUAGCCAAAUGGGCUGAACACGUAUAUGUUGUUCAGCGAACACCAACAUAUAUUGGGGAACGUAAUCAAACUGAGACCGAUCCGGAGAAUUGGGCCAAUAUUACGAGGGAGAAAGGAUGGCAAGAGAAGCGUAGAACCGCCUUUGACGCAUACGUUAGCAACAGCGAAGGAUAUGGUCCUGAUGUGAUUAAUGAUGGCUGGACACAUACACCGGCCGGUUCUGGCUUCCUCGGGUCCAAGUCAAAGAUUGUCGCUCGCGAUGAGAUCGAGCAACAUAUCAGAGAACUUUAUGAGCUCGACUUCCCACGCACUGAGCUCCUGCGUAAGCGCGUUGAUGGAAUAGUCAAGGACGAAGGCACUGCCGAAAAGCUGAAACCAUGGUAUGGCAGCUGGUGCAAGCGCCCUUCGUUCCACGACCACUUCCUCCAGGCAUUCAACAAGCCGAACGUCACUCUAAUCGACACCGACGGCAAGGGUCUCGAUGGUUUCACUGAGAAUGGAAUCCUGUUUCAAGGCGCCGAAUACGAAAUCGAUGCUCUCGUCCUCGCUACUGGUUUCACGUUUGGCAUGAGCUUAGACCCUUCGGAGAAACUUGGCGCAACUAUCACGGGACGGAACGGCCUCAGCAUGAAGGAAUACUGGAACAGCGCUGAUUCUGGGAGUCUCCUCGGCUUGGCUUUGCCUGGAUUUCCAAAUGUUUUCAGCUACUUCGGUCGUGGCUCGGGCGCCACAUGGAAUCUAACGUCUGUCAUUGAAACGAAGGCUGCCCUCCUUGCAAGCAUUAUAACGCAAGCACAAAAGCAGGCGGGCCCGGGUCAGAGAGUGGUCAUUGAGGUUUCAAAGGAGGGCGAGAGCCAAUUUGGCCAAGAAGUUGCAAAAAGGGCGAAUUGGUUUAGCGUUAUGCCUGUAUGCACACCCGGCUACUUCAACGGCGAGGGCGCCGCUACUUUCCAGGAGCCCAAGACGGAGGAGCAGGUUUUCAAUGAAAGUAAGAGGAUGGCUUGGGGUGCUGGACCCUUGGAUUACAAGGAAAUGACGAAGGACUAUGCAGCAAGAGGUGACCUCAAGGGAUUUACGGUUGAAGUGGUAGCUUAGGCUCGUACGAGCUAGGUCACCUUAACUGAUUAAUCAU